Messenger RNA from Megalopta genalis, 2541 nucleotides. It is a transcript of the gene Rab6, whose product is annotated as RAS oncogene family member Rab6. The record is from RefSeq and is a predicted model, not a curated record. Lineage: Eukaryota; Metazoa; Arthropoda; Insecta; Hymenoptera; Halictidae. Gene Ontology annotation, molecular function: GTP binding; GTPase activity.
CGUCACUUCCCAGUUAAACGUGGCUGCCUCACGACUGAAGGAAGGAGUGGCUUUGCGAUCUGUCAAGUUAAAUGAAUUCUCGUGAAAAUUGAUGACUUAUCGCAUCGAUUAAGUUGUUUCUGUGUGCUUAAUAUUGAUAAUUCAUCGUGCAGUAGUUUUAAACUACAAUAAAAAUGUCGUCUUCGGGUGAUUUUUGUAACCCGUUACGUAAAUUUAAGCUUGUCUUUCUCGGCGAACAGAGCGUUGGAAAAACAUCUCUCAUCACACGGUUCAUGUAUGACAGCUUUGACAACACGUAUCAGGCUACAAUAGGUAUAGAUUUUUUAAGUAAAACUAUGUAUUUGGAGGAUAGAACUGUAAGAUUACAGCUGUGGGACACAGCAGGCCAAGAACGGUUUAGAUCUUUGAUACCAAGUUAUAUCAGAGAUUCUACAGUUGCAGUGGUCGUAUAUGAUAUUACUAAUGCAAACUCGUUUCACCAAACAUCGAAGUGGAUCGAUGACGUUCGAGCUGAGAGAGGAAGUGAUGUAAUUAUAAUGCUAGUGGGUAAUAAAACAGACUUGAGUGAAAAAAGACAAGUUCCAACAGAAGAAGGUGAACGAAAAGCUAAAGAGUUAAAUGUGAUGUUUACUGAAACUAGUGCUAAAGCUGGAUAUAACGUUAAACAAUUAUUUAGAAGAGUAGCAGCAGCUCUACCAGGUAUGGAUUCCACUGAAAAUAAGCCUCCUGAAGACAUGCAAGAAGUAGUUCUCAAGGACACACCAAUUGAACUGAAAGCAACGGAGAGCAGUUGUGCAUGUUAAACCACCGAUCAGCUUAACGGUAGACAAAACACUUCUUUAAGUUAAUUUAAUAAAUUAAACUUUCGACGUUAGAACGGUGACAUAUUCAGCCUUGUGUUCUUUUCACAGUUUAGAAUGUGGAAAGUGUCAGCACAGUACUGAAUAGGUAUAAUACUUUAUUCAUGAAAAUAUAAAUAUCACACGGUAGCUUAAGUGGACUGCUUUUACACAAUAACGUGUUUCGUUUGUAUCAGUACAGCAAUUCAUGAACAUAAUUUAUUUAAAUCCUCGAAUUUUCCACCAAUGCUGCUUGUUCUUCUUUCUUUGAACGCGUCAAUGGUCGAUAAAUGUCAUAUUUAAAAAGAAAGCAUCGAGGUAAUUUUUUAAUUUUAUAAAAUGAAAUUUUCAAUCGGACGUUUUGUUUUAGCGCGUGUACUUAUCGUAAUUUUAACUUUAAGCAAUGACACUUGAUAUCUUUUGCAUUCUGUAAACAAAAUGAAACUUUCAACGAGAUACUAGUUGUGUGCAUGAUCGGUGUAGCAGUUGCAUGAUGUGGUAAACUUACUUAUAUAUAUACACAUAUAUGUAUAUGCAUAUAAGUAUAUGUAUAAGUUGACAGCAGUAUCCACUGAUCGGUGAAACUAUAAAAUUACGUAUUGCGUAAAUGCAGUCAAGCAUUUAGACAACAACGAUUUAUUGAUUUAAAGUGAUUGCAACAGUCAGCAAUAAGAGUCUUUUAUAUUUAUGAAUCCAAUCAAUUUCAAUUUAAACGAAUGUGCUGAAGAAGAGAACUCGUACACAGAUUGUACCUGCGUGCGAAUUAUUACGAAGAGAAAAAAAUUUCUGAGGGAAAAUAAUACGAAUUUGAACGUCGCAAAAACUAGCAGCUAAUGUUAUCUGAUUUUUUUACGAAUAUUUUAAGAACCCAUUGCUCAUGUGUGAGGGCUUUCCGUGUGUUGGAAUGGCCGCUGCAUAAAUUAACAUAUUGCAUUUCCCGUGGAAGUAUUAUUUAUACAUUUCGAACCGAGUUAAACUCAUUUAGAACGAACGAAGAAGAAACGUUAUAGAUAGAGAAAUUAAGCAAAAAGAUUCUGACAAAUUCAGAUAUGUACAUAUUAACUUAAAAUUGGGAUACGGAUAGACAGAAUGCUAUUAUACCUAAUAUUAUGACAUUUUUGUUAAUAAUUAUUGUAAUAUUUUAAUUUAUAUAAAAAAAACCUCGAAUAGCAUUAUUUUUUUAUGUUGAUUUCUUAAAGUCCACAAUAUUUUCUUGCCAUUUUUCCUUAUAUACAUAUGUAUUUCCUUGUUUCGAAGUUGCUAUGAGACUUACUUACUUACUUACUUACUUUUAUCAGUGUUUGAACGGUAAUUAUAAGUAGAUAUAAUACGCAUACAACAUAUUGUAUGGCAUUGUAAAGAAAAAACGUGACUAACAGCACUCAAUGUAUAAUUUUAAUUAAGGUGCUUCGUGGCUGUAAACCUCUCACUAUUAUUAAUGUUAGGGAAUGUUCCGUCCCAUUUUUGAACUGUUUAAAUUUUAUACGCUUUUUAAUUACAGCUACUCUAGCUUCAAAAAGUAACAAAAAAAAAAACAAAGAAAAGAAAAGAGAAAAAGAAUUGUACAUUUUAAUGGGACUAAUUCUACAAUUUAACGUUUAAGAAACCAUACCGUUUGUAAUAAUAAUAUCUGAAUCGUAUAGUAUCAAACUUAUUAUGCUGCCUGAACGCAAUGGAAAAUAAUUAAAAUCUACAGUAUUGA